CCAAUAGUGUGGGGUGCGGAGAGGGUAAGAGCUAUAACCGUCCGACGGUGGCUCCAACCGGCUUUGCCAACACCUCAACGGUUGUAGGAAGCCAGCUCGAGCCAACGAAACAGAGCCAUGACGACUACCGAAGUGACCAGGAAGAAUAAGCCCAGGCAGCGGGCUUUCAAAGCGUGUGCAUUAUGUCGGUCUAGGAAAGCAAAGUGCGAAUUCUCGAAUUCAGGAGAUCACGGUUUACGCCCUUGCCUGCGGUGUCAGAAGGAAGGAGAGCAAUGUCAGUUCCUACCAACACGGCGCGGCGGAAAUCACGGCAAUGGCUACACUGCUCGUAAGGCUCGGGAGCUGGCAGGAGCGGCGACACUCGUCCCAGAGAAGGGACUGGAGAAUCAGAACUCAAGCAGUCAGCCGACACUCGCUCCAGGUACUCACUUUGAGGAUUCCCAAGUCGAUGUUGAGCAUUUGACAGAGGCACCAUUGCGUAACCCCUCAGACGCACUUGAGAUUUUGGCGAGAACAUCCCCACCAAAUCGUAACAAUGGGCCCGAUUACGACGAAGAUGACGAGGAUGAAGAGGAACGAAGGUGCCUCCAACGAAAUCAUCCGGCACAGAAUCAAGCAGAUUCAGGCUCACCCGAUGCCAGCCAGCCAACCUCAAGCCCCGACAUGCUUCGCGUGGCGAGCAGAAGUUCUGUCAUUGUCAACGUCAGUCCAACGGAAAGCACCUACCAUCGAAACGCAUCAAAAAGCAUAAAUAGUUUUCCACUGAUCAAACUGGGCCUGAUCAACCCUGCUCAACUUCGGACCUAUGUCGCCAUAUUCGCAUCUCGGAAUAAUCACUACCUCCCGAUAAUUCCAGAGAAUAGGUUACCCAGUGAUGACCAUCACCUUGGACAAUUCGCCGCUGAAGAGCCAUUCUUGCUGAUGGUGAUUGUUUUGAUCGCCUCGCGGUUUGAGAAAGACACUCUGCACGCAGCCUGUUGGGAAUACACGAGACGCCAUCUCAGUGGGAUCACUUAUGGCGGAUUACCAACGGUUGGGGUGGUUGAAGGCCUCUUGUUACUGUCGGAGAAUCUACCCAAGUUACCGAAAGUGGCCGACGACGAGUUUCACAAAGUUGAAGCAUUCGUGUCGUGGAAUCUCAUUGGCUUGGCUGUGAGGUUCGGCUACUUCUUGGGACUCGACCAAAAGACGUUGCUUCCGCCAACCCAAAAAUUUGACAGGCAGACCUCUCGCGAGCGCUUGGUAUGGACAUAUUGUCACGUUUUCAACCGCCAGGUGUCAAUUCGGCUAGGAAAGGAGCUAUGGAGCCGUGGUCCUGGGCUUGCUAUCCAGAAUCCAUCAACAGCAAGUAUGAGUACACCGCUAGAAGCUCGCAGCAAUCUCAUGGCAUCAACGUCAAAUACUACAGAGUAUCCUACUGACAUCGGCUCGAGCAAUAGUCACCAAAAUGAAGGCAGCUGCGACAAUGCGGGUUUGCUUCAGACAUAUGUGGAACUGACACAAAUUCUAACCAACAUCCAUGACGUUCUCUAUCCCAGUAGGGAUCGUACCAUUGCACUCGUCAAUGUCGGUGAGUACUACCGUAUUUUGGAUGAGUUCACACGGACGAUCACUGCUUUCAACACUACCUGUGAACUCCGUCACCAGUGGGAGCUCAACGAAACGAUACAUGCUGUUUUACAAUACACGAAACUAUACGCCUAUGCCUUUGCAUUUCAGGCACAUGUACAGAGAACGACAAGCCGACACAAAGAACAACUCAACAACAUGGGUACUACCAGGACACUUGCCGAGCUCAUCUUCCCCUUGGGAGUGGCUGGAUGUCCCGAUGCUAAAUAUAUUCUCGAAGCAAUCGAGUCAGCUUCUAAAUUGUUGACUAUUUGUGUCAAUGGAUUAUUUAACAAUGGCGCUUUGGCAUAUCUGCCAUCAAGAUUCUAUGGCUAUUUCAGUUAUGCUGCUGUAUUUCUGAUCAAGGUUGUCCUCACUGGGGCCAUUGCCUCCAGUGAAAGAAAGAAGAUCUUGACACUGGUUGGACGAACAAUCACAGCUCUUGAGUCGUCCUCGUCUGGAGCCGACAAACAACACCUAGGGGCACGCAGUGCCCGCCAGUUGAAGACACUCGUGCGUACAUUAGUUGUCGCUACUGGUACUUCUAUGGCACCAACCCCGGCCCGCUGCAGCCCUGCGCCACGAGAGCAGCAGCAACUACCAGACAUUUCCAUAUCUGAUCACGACUAUGCGCUUUACUUCAACGAGUUGGAUAUCGGCCCCGGGCUAGAUUCUGCUAUGGCUCCGAUGAUUGACACCACUUUUCUAUCAGAGCCUUUCGCACCGGACCUGGCCGCUUUGUUUACUUCAGACAUUGACAGCGAUAUGUGGCUUUCAUUUUUUUGACUACUGCAAUUGGAAGUAGACUGCCUGGCUAGGUCGUCAUGUUUAGGGCAGGAGAGGGAGGCUCUAUUGAUUUACUUGACUCUCCUUGAGUCGUUUCAACACC
This is a messenger RNA of Exophiala viscosa, 2497 nucleotides long. RefSeq lists its product as uncharacterized. The coding region runs from base 118 to 2394 and encodes 758 amino acids. Gene Ontology annotation, molecular function: DNA binding; DNA-binding transcription factor activity, RNA polymerase II-specific; zinc ion binding. NCBI's taxonomy places the organism in Eukaryota, Fungi, Ascomycota, Eurotiomycetes, Chaetothyriales, Herpotrichiellaceae. Gene Ontology annotation, biological process: regulation of DNA-templated transcription; DNA-templated transcription. The transcript has 2 exons. The record is from RefSeq and is a predicted model, not a curated record. Gene Ontology annotation, cellular component: nucleus.